Molecule: messenger RNA, 231 nt
Organism: Ostertagia ostertagi
Lineage: Eukaryota; Metazoa; Nematoda; Chromadorea; Rhabditida; Trichostrongylidae
Source: the annotation of a GenBank genome assembly
AUGGCUAUCUCUACUAUUGUUUCAAAUGUAGCGUAUUUGUGGAUCUAUGUUUUAUUCAUUGUAAGCAGUGCCAUUAUCUCUUGCGGAGCAGAUAAAAAUCGAGAGAAGGUGCAUGUGGCAAAGCGACAGGAACUCAAAAACCGCCAACGUGAUGCAAUGCUCGCUGGUAGACCCGUACAGACAGUAAUUGAAGAAGUGGAACCGCUUAUGCAACGGUCGGCAUCGAGGUAA